Molecule: messenger RNA, 1491 nt
Organism: Marasmius oreades (fairy-ring Marasmius)
Lineage: Eukaryota; Fungi; Basidiomycota; Agaricomycetes; Agaricales; Marasmiaceae
Exons: 5
Coding region: 1-1491 (496 amino acids)
Source: RefSeq, a predicted model, not a curated record
AUGUUUUCUGCUGCACGUUGGGUUAUUUUCGCCACUCUUGCUAUCAGUUGUGCUAAUGCCAUUGUCUAUCCCAUCGACCGCGGGGUACCCAAUUCGAAUGAUAACACGCUCGGACUUGAUGACAAGCCAACGGAUUCCGGGAAGAUCAUCGAUACUGCUGCCUCGGUGAAUCAGGCUGGUGGUGCUACAGGCGACGCGCCUCCGAAUUUGCCACCUCCAGAGACAGCUGUGACAGCUGUGGACGGAAAUAUUCUUUCUGAGAGUGUCGCUGUGUCCAGCGGGAACUUUGCUCGUCGAGGAAUUUUCCCAGUUACACGCAUCAAGCGUACCAACAGCGGCUACGAACAGGUCUUUUCCGGAACGGGAACUGGUCCGAACGACAGAGACGGGUCUAUCCAGGGUACUGCGUACCUGACCUACACCGUCGUUCCCAACAGCACCUAUAGCGUUGAUCCGUGUCUCGACUUCUGUGAUCGCGUUUCGGAGUGUGUGUUCGCAAACCUCUAUUACGAGUUCAACAAUGACCUCCUCGACGACGUUUUCUCAGAAAAAUCCAAUUUGAAAUGCGCUGUCUAUGGAGAUGUCCAUACCGCCAACGAAAAGACGAACUUGGGGGGACAACAAUUGAAGGCGCCCCCAUCAGGUUUGACUUACAUGCAACAGAGCAGCGGAUGGGCAAAGAAGAGUUUCGUUGACCCCUCUACUCCGGACGGAUUCGAGCCUGUCUUUGGUCCUCUCGAUGGUGCUAACAAUGCUCCUGGCUACAUGGGCUUUGCUUUCCUCGACCGGUAUGACGUACAAGCAUGCGCCGACCUAUGUAAUACCCGUGGGUACGAUGGUCAGGGGGGUGCCUGCGCCUUCUUCAACAUAUGGAGGGCCGUUAUCACUGACAAGCCGAGAACUUACACUUGUUCCAUGUACUACCUUCCAGCCGAUGCGUCUACCGCUGUCAACUAUGGUCAGGGCGAUCUGAAAGUCACUGAAUCGCGAGGAUACCGCCGCACAAACCUCGUCGCUGAUGGUAACUUUGAGGCAUAUCAGUGUGCCGACGGUUCGGAUUUCUGCUAUACAACUACCACCAGCAACUGGGUCGGAGUCAGCCCUGCUGGUGGUACCCUCGAUGCGACCAUUUUCCACUACAAACCCUACGCUCAUUCCGGUAACGGUGUUGUCAUUUUGGGAUCUGCUUCCGGUUCCGACAUAUUUUCUGGAACUUUGAAACCCGCUCAACCACUCCACACGGUGGCUGGAAAGACGUACAAGAUCCAGUGGUUCGCGUCGAGUACCUAUAGUGGGCCGGAUCUAGAGAAAGAUGCCUUCUUGACCGUGAACUGGAACGGUCAACCUGUCCGGACUUUUAACCUUGGCUACUCUCAAUGGACCUACUAUGAGGUCUCUGUCGUCGCACGGGGGAACGACGAACUCGCGUUCACGGGAGGAAAGUUGACCGCGUACACUUUCCUUGAUGAUGUUGCAGUUUACUUGGCUUGA